Messenger RNA from Lemur catta (Ring-tailed lemur), 6289 nucleotides. It is a transcript of the gene IMPA2, whose product is annotated as inositol monophosphatase 2. Gene Ontology annotation, molecular function: inositol monophosphate 1-phosphatase activity. Gene Ontology annotation, biological process: phosphatidylinositol phosphate biosynthetic process; inositol metabolic process; signal transduction. NCBI's taxonomy places the organism in Eukaryota, Metazoa, Chordata, Mammalia, Primates, Lemuridae. The transcript is spliced from 8 exons. The record is from RefSeq and is a predicted model, not a curated record. The coding region runs from base 205 to 1071 and encodes 288 amino acids.
CAGCGCGGCUCCCGGGCACCGCGGGUUCCCUGCCCUUCCCGCCCGCGCAGCUGUGGGGCUGGCGGCGGCUAGGCGCGGAGUGGCGGGAGCAGGUGGAGGGCGAGCGGGGCCUGGUGUCGGGGCGGCGGGAGCCGGUGGGUGCUGGGGUCUAGUCUCUGGAUCCGCGAAGGAGGGCUGGAGGUGGCGGGGCCCGGCGAGGCGGCGAUGAAGCCGAGCGGCGAGGAGGCGGCGGCGCCCGGCGCGGGGCCCUGGGAGGAGUGCUUCGAGGCGGCCGUGCAGCUGGCGCUGCGCGCGGGACAGAUCAUCAGAAAAGCCCUCACUGAGGAAAAACAUGUCUCAACAAAAACUUCAGCUGCAGAUCUUGUAACAGAAACGGAUCACCUUGUGGAAAAUUUAAUUAUUUCCGAGCUGAGAAAAAGGUUUCCUUCACACAGGUUCAUUGCAGAAGAGGCCGCAGCCUCUGGGGCCAAGUGUGUGCUCACCCACAGCCCGACCUGGAUCAUCGACCCCAUCGACGGCACCUGCAACUUUGUGCACAGGUUCCCCACCGUGGCAGUCAGCAUUGGCUUUGCUGUUCACCAAGAGCUUGAGUUCGGGGUGAUUUACCACUGCACGGAGGAGCGACUGUACACGGGCCGGCGAGGCCGGGGCGCCUUCUGUAACAGCCAGCGGCUCCAGGUCUCCAGAGAGACAGAUCUCUCCAAGGCCUUGGUUCUGACGGAAAUCGGGCCCAAGCGUGACCCUGCCACUCUGAAACUGUUCCUGAGCAACAUGGAGCGGCUGCUCCACGCCAAGGCUCACGGGGUCCGAGUGAUCGGAAGCUCCACCUUGGCACUCUGCCACCUGGCCUCGGGGGCCGCCGACGCGUACUACCAGUUUGGCCUGCACUGCUGGGACCUGGCAGCCGCCACAGUCAUCAUCAGAGAAGCAGGCGGCAUCGUGAUGGACACUUCGGGUGGACCCCUCGACCUCAUGUCCUGCAGAGUGGUUGCUGCCGGCACCCGAGAGAUGGCGAUGCUCAUAGCUCAGGCCUUGCAGACUAUUAACUAUGGGCGGGACGAUGAGAAGUGACAGCCGCGGACAGCAGAACAACUCUGAAGGCUUCCGUGGGGUGCUGCGGGGCUCCCUGGGGAGCGGGUGGCCCGGCAGCCUGCGCUCCUGGCCAGCGUCUCAGGCUUUGCUCCCUGCUACCCCAAAGGGAAAUGUCCUGCUAAAGUGUGCGGCAAGCCUUUUAAAUCCACUUCUCUUUCACCGGGAUUCGGUGUUUGGCUGGUUUCUCUCUGUAAUCACAUGUAGCCUUUUCAGGUUAGUACAUGUUCCUCUGUCGGAGUCAAAACCCGAAUCUCCUACGAAAUGCAUGUUGAUAAUCCAACCUUGAUUUUUUCCAGAAUACAAAUCUCAGGUAAUAAGGUUUAGGACUGCCGUCAGGCGGGCUCGUUCCCAGGCCCCCUGCUACUCCAGAGUGCAGUCAAGCAAAGCCAGGCCUGGCCGCCUGGCCCCCGGUGGGCGCUGCUUCCCACGAGCCCGCGGGAUGGCGGCUUCACGCGAAACCCAAGGUUGACGGUGGACGACAUUGGCCGCCUUUGACAAGCACUCUGCAAACAGCUUCAGUAACUGUCGUGUCAGUGUUCAAAGUCCAAGAUAUGAGACCAACUGAAGGAAAACUAACAGCCCAAAAACAAGCCUCUGAAAUGCUGUUGUUGUGAUCCAUUUAACGGGGAGAAAUUGUACCAUAUUUCCCAGGCCUUGUUUGUUGUUUCUCGUUAGGAGGCAGAUUCCCGUAUGGGAAGGAUCCUGAUGAGCCUGCUAGCCAGCCGGGCGUCCUUUCUGAAGUGCGAGAAUUGAGAAAGUCGGUCUCAAGACAGAAAAUCCCGACCCACUCUUAACGUUUCCUCUCAUCUUCCUGGUUUGCUGUCAGCACGUGCAGGGUGUUUGGGUCUCCCUGGCGUCACGGUCUGGCUCCUCAACGCCAGUGGCGGAGGGCGGCCCCUAACCUAACCCCGCCACAUUCACCAGCUCACCCGGCAGCUUUGUCAGCCCUGGCCGGCCACGCGACCCUGCUGCAGGCGCUGGGGGCCACUCGGACACCCUGGCCCCAGCCGUCCUGGGCGAGCCACAGAGGCCCGGUCACUGCCCAGGGACAAUCUGAGAGGGAUUCCACGGAGGAGGAUUUUCGGGGAACAAAAUGCCCCAAUGCCUUGCCUCCACUUCCCCUGGGCUGCUUUUUGAUAAAUUUACUGUCUAAAGGAAGGAGUUUCCUCUUCUGGUCCCAGUAGGGUGGCCAGGUGAGCCCCGACGGCACAGGAGGUGUGAGGACUCAGGUCUCGUUUGGGACUAGGAGCCCACAGUGCAGGAAUCCGUCUGUGUGGGGGGCCACAGCUUCGGGGCAGGGGAGGCCCCCGAGCCUCGGGUCCCCUGCACCCUCCGGACCACGUCCUGCCUCUCAUUGAUCCCCCCAUGGAGGUGGAUGAUUCUUCCAGAGACGCCCAUCCCACCCUGAGAUCUUCCACGUUGUGAGAAUGUUCCAGGAUGACAUCCGUCUCUGUUCUGAUUGUAACUGUUAGGUCCAUGAACAAUAACUGGUAUUUGAAGAACAGUAGCCCUCUCGCCCUCCCCGUGUUCCCCAGGUGAUGCAGCUCUGUCCCCUCCCCAGGCACUGGGGGCGACCCCUCCGCCUGGGUGUGUCAUCCCGCAGUCACUGAGGAGCGUGCCGCGCCCUGCGUCCUCUGCUGUGCCAGCCCAGGCUCCCUCUGCCCCUGGGUCAUGCACGCCACCCUGUGGAAGCCCUGGGUGGCCCAGGGCCCCGAGCGCGCAGCUGCUGAGGCACAUCCGCCACGUGCCCUGCACAGCUGGGUUAUAGAGCCCUGGUGGGACACCUGUUCUGUCCUCGCUGUGUCACCUCAUUCCCGCUACCUGUGCCACAGCCUGUCAGGGUCUCCUUGGGCCCCGGUGCCCCCUUCCAGCCUGGCGCCGUCUCUGGGAGCUUCUUAUCUUCCCGUUUGCUCAGCGUGCUGUCGGCAGCUCGCACUCAAAGCGGGGAACAUUGGCAGAUCGAGAGAAGCGCUGAGUCCUUCAGCGCCUCACCAGGAGCUCUCCCACCUCUGAGGGUGGCCACGAGACCAGUGCCCAGCGCAGUCACCGUGCUGCAGCCAGCUCACGUCUAUGCAUGGGCCAGACGAUGGCAGUGGGUCCUGCCAGAGGUCUUGCUGAAAGCCGGGUUCACAGAGCUGUGCUAACACAGUAGCCAUUAGCCACGUGCAGCUACGUAAAGUUGAGUUAAUUAAAAUGAGAUUACACUUAAAAGCUCGGUUCCUUGGUGGCUCUGGCCACGUUUCCAGUACUCAGUUCUCACAUGUGGCUGGUGGCUGCCACGCCGGGCAGUGCAGAGUCAUGGUCUCAGAAUGUGCUGUUGGGUGGCACCACACAGUGACUCUUUAAUAAUCUGAAAUCUUGGUUUAUUUUAUAUAAGUCUAUUUUACAGAAUCUGCAUUCUUCUCUGUUUUGUUUUUUUUUUAAGUCUCCAGUCUUCAAAGAGUCCCUGUUGCAGUCUUGCCCAUGAGGCGACCGCUGUGUGAUGGCACUGGGCAGCGUGGAGCAGGGUCCGGAGGACCCGGCCUGGGCCAGGCAGGGCCAGAGCAAGUUACGCGCCUGCUGUCACACAGUGGAGCCAGACUGGAGUCCUAGAGCUGCAGACAAUUCUGUGACACUGACUCCAUAGGGCAGCCCUAAAGGGAAGGGAGCGGGAGGGGCAGCUGGCAGCUGCGGGCUGGUGGCGCGUCUGUUGGAGAGCUGGCUGAAGCGCCUCCUCUCCCGCCGCCCGGAGGCCAGGCCGCCUGCUCUCCGGCCUCAGCCCAGGCUGCAGCUGCUGCCUCCUGACAGUGCAGAGGGGACUGAACGGGGGGCGUGUGAAGACCGGGCCAGUGCCCUGCACGUCACUGGCACCCAGUAGAUGUGAGCACUUCACCAGCACCCAGAACCUUCCAGCCCGAGCUUCCCCAGAUGAAUUUGAGAACCAGGAUCACCCAGGUACCCAGCGGCGGGUCCCAGCUCCACGCAGUGCACAUCCAGGACACCUGGGACAGGCACUCAAACAGAACCAGGGCGAGCAGCCAGGGAGUGGCAGAGCAUCUUCUUCUAGGUUCUGUUUCUGCUAAAGUAACUUCAGGACAACAGGAAAGGAAUCUUCUGCUGCCCCUAAUCCCAAUGUUGCGGGCCGCCCCUCCUUCCCAGUCCUUGUGCUGCUUAUCUGUCACACAGAUAGAAAUGUGUACCAGCUUGGCCACUGUCCUGCACCUGACACAGCUGUGAAUUGGGCCAGAUUCUGCCUGGUGAGGAAUGACUUGCUGGGGGCCUCAGGGCCACUGGUGCCUUAGACUUUUCCAGAAGCCAGCAGAGAUUCUUUCAAGUGCCUGCCUUGCUCGGUGGGAGCAGUGUCAUGUGUUGCUACUUCUGGGCAGAGAGACACCAUCUGUGCACCCAGGAGUGCUGAGGUUCCAGAGUGCGAGGGCCGCCUGGACACCUACAGCCAAUGCCGUCUUCAUCCCUCCCCCAGAAUCCUGUGUGCGUAUGUGUGUGACACAUAUGUUAUAUAUUAAAGCCAUAUUCAAAUUAAUUUGGGGCAACCAAAAUACGUAAGAACUUGGAUUCGAUUUUCCCAAUGAGGUUAGUUGUGACAAAUUUUGAGGAUUCGUGAUAUAAAUGAAAGCAGUUAUUCCAGUCAAGGGGGGCGAGCUGUGUAGGUUUCUGGUGGGGGAUGGAGCAGGAUGGGGCUCGGGGAGGUUUCGGGGCUCAGAUGAUAGAAUAACUGACCCAGGGAGCUCUCACACACGUGUUAGAAGAGGUGAUGUGUGCAAAUGAGGUAGGAUUGUCUAAGUCGUGUAGUUUCAUACUUUGCUGCAUUUUCCAUAGGAAAAGGUCAUGAUUGCUUUUUAAAAUUGUUUCGUGAGCUCCUCCCCUAAACGCUGUGCCACCCUGGGGAGCCUCCCCUGCCGUCUUCACAGUGGCCGGCUUCGCUCCUCAGGAGCUGGACACGGGCGCGCAGGACUUGGACGUGAAACGCCAAAGGUGUGCGAGGGUCGGGUGUUUCCCAUCUGCUCUCUGGGGACCUGGAGAAGGGCUUGGCUUCGGUCGGCUGCAGAUCCGAGAGGAGCCGCGUGCUCCACACGGACACCCCAGGGCAAAAGUUAAUACUGUGUUAGGGAUUGUGCUUGAAAUAUAGCUGUCCCAUGGCCUCUGAGUGAUCAUGGCCACACCAAAUAUAUGUCGGGGGAACACAGUGGCUGCCAGAAGCGAGCAGAACCGCCUGCCCUCGGUCCCCACGAGAUGGAGACGCACGCUGUGCGGCCAGGGUACUCGCCGCUGUCCAUGCGGGUGGCUCCCCGUGCUCCCUUCGGUGGUGCUGGGUGUGUCAGCACUCUGACAGUGUAACAGUUUAAAAGUAUUUCUCCUAAAUAUCAGUCUCCUAAUCUGUAGGCUAUAUUUACAUGUCCCCAAUCUUUAGCCAUUUUAUUUCCUGCCUUGAGUGAACUACUUAAGAUAGUGAAGAUACCAUUAAAAUGAAGUAGGGGGUGCCUUCUUUGAAACCUGCAUGUAGUAGAAGGAAAAAGGAGAAAUUUAAAAGCAAUACCAAAAUAUGAUAAAGUUCAACACUUUGAACAUCGUAUCUUUUAGGCAUACACUUGGGAUUUUGAAACAUCGACCAUAAAUUUCUAAUGCUUAAGAUUAGGAAAAGAAUGUUCAAGAGAGAAUGAAUCUAUAGAAGUGUAGCUGGACAAGGAUCAGAAUUCUGGGUCUGAGUUCAGGUCUUGGCUCUAUGCUAAUUAGCCACGUGACCAUGGGCAUGGCAUUGAAGGAAACUGAGGCCCCAAGGGUACCUGUGAUGUUCGUGUAUUGAAGAUCUCCGGGCUCUUCCCAGCUGCUUUGCCCUCUGCCUGGCCAGUGUUACUGUCGGGAAUAGAGAAGUCUGUGUUUUCCAGCUGUGAAAGUCGAUAAAUUUUGUUUUUAAUUAACUUUCUGCAUAUUUCCACAGGUUCACUCCUGAGUGAGCACUGUGUCUUGCCACGUUUUGUAAUAGUUCUGCCUUUGAAGAAACAGCCGAUCCAGUACUGACCAACUGCCCUGUCUUUCCAAGAUACCAGACAGUUCCCGCCACUCGGCCACGGGCCCCCUUGAGGAGACUGGUUUUUCUUUCAUCUCUGGAAAUAGCUUGAUUUGUCAUCUUACUGCUCUGUUUGCACAAAUUUUGUUUAAUAGAACUUUUCAAUAAAUAGUAUGGAUUUUUUAAAUGAGA